UUCAAUAUCAGAUAGCUGUUGCAUGACGUUUCCCAAAUUUUUUAAUGCAAUGUUUAGACAAAAAAUUAUUUUGUCACUAAAAACAUUUUCAAAAAACUCUGGAACAAUUAUAAAAUGGCGAGAGCAUGAAUAUAACGGAUUGAAAUUUUUAAAAAUUUAUAAGCCAAAUUGCAACAGUUACCUUCAAGAAAAUUUAAAAUUUGAAAUAUCUGAAAAUUCGAAAAAAGAACAAGUGGAACUUUGUCCAGGACACCAAAAAUCUGAUAUAUCAAAACCCCGAAUUCAAAUCUAUCAUUUUUCAAUGAACAAGCAAAACAACACAAUAACGGUUCCUCCAAAAAGUAAACGUUCUACUAAAAUUUUACCAGAACAACAUACAUCAAUAGAUCAUUAUCGAAACAAAAUUUUAGAAAAAAUUAUAUUAGAAAAUUCUUCCAAAAACAAUGAACAUUGUCGUAUUGUUUAUUCAAACAACCAAAAAUUUGUUGCAAUUAAAAAUAGUGAACUUAUUGCAAAGCGACGUGGCGAACUUUUGGGUAUUACAACGGGCUAUCAAAUUCCGUUAAAAAGUGUAUCUAGUUGUAAUAAAACCAAUUUGUUAUUCACUUCCACAUCGUAUUUUUUAAGAUGUUUGAUGGGAAUCAAUUCUAAAGAUGUAUUUUAUGGUUUAACACAUGUAAUUUUGGAUGACGUACAGGAAAGAGAUUUCCAAAUGGAUUUGUUGUUGUUUGAAAUACGAGAAACUUUGACCUUUUACCCAAAAUUAAAAAUUUUACUAUUAUGUUCAAACCCAUAUAACAUAAAACCUUUUGAAGAUUAUUUUAAAAACAUAGAAGUCCUGAAUUUGCCCCUAAAUUUUCAAACUGAUAAAGUUCCUCAAGUUUAUAAUUUAAGCAAAAUCUUAAAAAUGGUGAAUUACCUUACACCGGAAAUGGAAGUUUAUACUACUUCAUCCUAUGAGAAUAAAAAAGUAACAUUAGAAGAUCCGCAAUCUCAACUUAUGAUAAACAACUUACUGGAUCGAUAUAUUAAUGAGCUUGAUGCAGAAGCUUUUGAUAAAUUUUGUUAUUUAGUACAAGAAGAGCACAUUCCUGUAGAUAUUCAGCACAAUGAACACUUCAUGAACAUGUUAAUGGGAGCUGCGAAAAAUGACGAACUAGAUCAUUUAAAAAUUUUGCUUAAACUAAAUGCAAACGUAUAUUUACAGGACUGUAAUAAGAGAAAUGUUCAAGAUUGGGCGAGCAUUUCAAAAAGCACACAAUGUUUAUGCGAAAUACAAAAAGUAAUAAAUUCGAAAACCGCAGAUGAAAAAUUUCCUGAAGAAAUGAAGCGUUUAAAAGCAUAUCGAUAUACUCGAAUAAAUAAUUUUGAAGUAGAUCAUCUCCUUGUUUUUGAACUCUUAAAGUAUUUGCAUAACAACGUCUUAAGAGGUUCUAUUUUAAUAUUCGUACCCAAUUAUGACGACAUGUUAAAAAUUCAAUUCUAUUUGGAAAACUACUUCAAAAAUAAGAAGAUAGAAAGUUACAUAAUCCUCAAAUUGCAUAAUAAUAGCAAAAUGUCGGAAAUAGACGAAUUAUUUAAAAUAUCAUAUAGUAAUUUUAAAAGAAAGUUUAUAUUUGCAACUCAAAUCGCUGAAGUUUUUUUAACUUUAACUGAUAUUUUAUAUGUCGUGGAUUCAGGUCUAAUUAAAUUAUCUAACCAUAGUAUCGGAACUUCUAAAAUUCAAUGGAUUAGUAAAGACAGAGCUGAAAGACGGAAAUGUGUCGCUAAAGAUGUUGAAAGUGUAUGCUUUAGAUUAUACACAGUUCAAGAUUUGUCAAAUUUCCAACAAGUCAUAAUUCCAGAAUUGAUGCACAUGCCUUUGGACAAUGUAUGUUUGUUUGCUAAAGUUUUGUCGCCAUAUACAACAAUCAAAGAAUAUUUUAUGCGUACUAUUUCGACACCUUCCAACGGGCAGGUAGAAAAAAGUAUUCAGCUAUUAAAGGCUAUUGGUGCACUAGAAGAGCAGGAAUCAAUUACAAGUUUGGGAAUUCGUCUUUUGGAUAUUCCUUUACCUGUUCAAUUAGGUAAAGUGCUUAUUUAUAGCAUAUUUAUGCAAUGUCUUGAUCCUGUUCUUACAAUAAUAAGCAUUUUGCAUUUUAAUGAUCAAUUUAUGAUACCCGAUCCAGGAAAUAAUAAUCUUUACUUGUGCCUAGGCAAUUUAGCAGAAAAAUCAAAUAGCGAUCACAUUACAUUUUUACGACUUUUUCAAAAAUGGCAAGAUGACAAACUUGAUUCCAUUUUUCAACCUUCAUCCCUAGGAAUGUUUCUUAUGGACCAAAAUCUUCAGGUUAUAUGUGAAAUCCGUUCAGAAAUUGUUGGAAUCGUGAGAUCAGCUCAACUAAUACAUGCCACUGGUUUGCUAAGCAUGAACUAUAUAAAUUCAUUUGCCAACAAUUGGAGUAUGGUGAAAGCUAGUUUCGCUGCAGGAAUGUAUCCAAAUAUUUGUCAUAUUGAAAAGGAUCAUCCCAUAUCAGAUCAUGUUGAAACUCAAUUUAAAUGUAAUAACAUGAGGUGUGGAAGGAAGCUUUUCCUAUAUCCAGGUUCAGUUUUACGAGACGUUGCACCAGAUUCUUGGAAUAAAAAAUCUAUCUCCUAUCAAACGGAUUGGCUUUUUUAUCAAAAUGCUAUACAUAGAGAAAAAGUUUGCCGUAUUCAUUGUAGCACUCUUAUAACGCCAAUUACUAUAGCAUUAUUUUGCGGAAAUCUUAAAAAAUCUGACAUAGAUCUCGUCAGUGAAAAAGUAACAGAAAAAGAUUCAAAUCAAAUGCAAAACGAAAAAACAGAUACAUUAAUACAAAUGCUUGUAGACGAAUGGAUAUCUUUUACAAUACCAAAGGUAGAUGCGUUGUUGAUAUUUCAUUUAAGACAAAAAUUUUCUCACCUAUUUAUGGAUCUUCUGCAAAACUGCGACAAUCAUGAAAAACUUCAAAGAUUUCGUCAUUAUUAUACCGAAAAAUUAAAAGUUUUAGAAAUCAUUUCAAAAGUUUUGCAGAACGAAGAUAUAAAUGUUAAUUUCCCCCAAUUAGAACGUAUAGGAGAAAGACCUAAAGCUUUGCCCCUAUCGUUUAUUUGUGGCAUGCGAAUUCCAAAAGAAAAAGUGUCAAAUUUAAUUAAAAUCGAUUCAAAAAAUGAAAAAACAGUUGGCGAGAGCUUUAAUUCAAUUAAUAACACCCAAACGAAACGUUACGAAUUGUCAGAUAUUAAAAUUUCCAAUCAAAAAAGCAUGACAGAACAAACUACGAAUUUCCGAUUUAAACGAAGAUUUGAAAAUAAAUUGCAAGGAUAA
Molecule: messenger RNA, 3328 nt
Organism: Condylostylus longicornis
Lineage: Eukaryota; Metazoa; Arthropoda; Insecta; Diptera; Dolichopodidae
Gene: bgcn
Product: 3'-5' RNA helicase YTHDC2
Exons: 8
Coding region: 23-3328 (1101 amino acids)
Cellular component (GO): intracellular anatomical structure
Molecular function (GO): RNA binding
Source: RefSeq, a predicted model, not a curated record